AUGCACGCGGGCGCCCCAGCAGUGAAGGCCAGGGCUGCCAAAUCCCCGGCUCAGCCGCCACAGCAGCAAACGCUGCAGCAGCAAGCGCUGCAGCAGCAAACGCUGCAGCAGCAAACGCUGCAGCAGCAAACGCUGCAGCAGCAGCCCACUGCCAGCGACAAAGAGACACCAAGCAACGGGCUUUACCCUUCCCCCGAGCUCCUGGCCCUUUCUGACAAAGCAGGGUCCUUACAUCGCCGGUCAUUGUCCCGGGUAAGCAGCAGCAGCAGCAGCAGCAACAGCGGCGGCAGCAGUAGCAGCAGCAGCAGCAGCAGGCAGUAUGCUGCUGCUGCACACGUAGGGCAGCUGCUGGAAGGGCAAAGUCCUGCUGCAACAGCAGCCAACAGCAGCAAGAAAGUCUGUGUGAACAUAAAACUGCUGCAGUCGCAACAGGCUCCUGUAACAGCUGCUCCAGGAGCAGCGACAGCAAAGGGGGCAGAAUGA
Molecule: messenger RNA, 483 nt
Organism: Eimeria tenella
Lineage: Eukaryota; Apicomplexa; Conoidasida; Eucoccidiorida; Eimeriidae
Exons: 2
Coding region: 1-483 (160 amino acids)
Source: RefSeq, a predicted model, not a curated record